Molecule: messenger RNA, 1431 nt
Organism: Poeciliopsis prolifica (blackstripe livebearer)
Lineage: Eukaryota; Metazoa; Chordata; Actinopteri; Cyprinodontiformes; Poeciliidae
Gene: vbp1
Product: von Hippel-Lindau binding protein 1
Exons: 6
Coding region: 36-623 (195 amino acids)
Biological process (GO): microtubule-based process; protein folding; tubulin complex assembly
Cellular component (GO): prefoldin complex; cytoplasm
Molecular function (GO): tubulin binding
Source: RefSeq, a predicted model, not a curated record
CGCAGGCGUAAGGGAGGAAGCAGCUUCUCUUCAACAUGGCGGCGACCAUAGACAACAGCAAUGCCGUACAGGCGACAAAGAAAAAGCACCUCGGGAUCCCCGAAGCGGUGUUUGUGGAGGACGUCGACUCGUUCAUGAAGCAGCCCGGCAACGAGACGGCGGACUCUGCGCUCCGGAGGCUGGACGAGCAGUACCAGAAAUAUAAAUACAUGGAGCUCAACCUGUCUCAGAAGAAACUCCGGUUGAAAAACCAGAUCCCACAGAUCACCCAGACGCUAGAAAUCCUCCGACACAUGCAGAAGAAAAAGGAAACCACAGAGCCCAUGGAAACACACUUCCUACUGGCUGACAACGUUUACUGCAAGGCCUCUGUGCCGCCCACUGACAAAGUUUGCCUAUGGUUAGGGGCCAACGUCAUGUUAGAAUACGACAUCGACGAAGCCCAGGCUCUCCUAGAGAAGAAUCUGUCCACAGCGUCUCGCAACCUGGAGACGCUGGAGGAAGACCUGGACUACCUGAGAGACCAGGGCACCACCACCGAAGUCAACAUGGCGCGAGUCUACAACUGGGACGUAAAGAGGAGGAGCAAAGAAAACCUCCUGAAAUCAGCAGCCAAGUCUUAAUUAAACAGAACAGUGUCUAUGUUCCCCCUCUGCUAACUUCCUCCUGAGUCAUUAAAAGAAAAAUAAGCCCCGAGCCGAAGCCACGCGUACGUUGACCCCUGUCUGACCCCCGGAGCUCGGCUCACGGAGGCCUCGUCUGAAACGUUUACUGGAAGUUUGGCGCUGCUCGGGUCAAGCGUUUUGUCAUAGUUCAGUUUUUGCUCUUCGGCGUCUCCUCUAUCAAGCCCAGCUCAUAUUUCCACCACUACUGUUUUCUGUUGAUUUUUUUUUUUUUUUCAUUUUUUUUAUUUUUAAAGUAUUUUUUCAAGUAAAAACUAACCAAAAACAACAUCAACAAGGCAGUUUUGUAUUCUUUUCAUUGAUUUGACUGUGCUUCGUUCUUUUUUUAUGUAUUCUUUUCUUCUGGCAGGUCAGAAAAUCAGGGUUUACUUACACCACCCUGUCCUCUAUGGAUUUUCCUCCGGUAUCUUCCACUGAAACCUUUCUCUCAGCCAGCAUCGUACGUCGUUGCGCGGCUCCUCCCAGGGGGCCUGGCCAGUACGACUCUGGGACGAACUGGUUUUGCCUUGUAAACUUUGGUUCCCGCUUCCCGAGACUCGCAGGGUUUCACAGAGAUCAGCAGGAUUCCCGCGCCAGACCUGCCGCAGUUCUCCGUCCUCUGACCUUCCUCUCCAUAUUCCCUCCUGUCCCGUUUCCCUCCUCUCCGUGCCACUGUUCUCUCUGUAUUUAUUUGUCUUCCACUGUAUUCCUUAAACAACGAAUGAAGUAAAAAGAAAACGAUCAUUUAGGACAAGAGGUGAGCCCUUCA